Cannabis sativa is the source of this 1612-nucleotide messenger RNA. RefSeq names its product nucleolar GTP-binding protein 2. The transcript has a single exon. Lineage: Eukaryota; Viridiplantae; Streptophyta; Magnoliopsida; Rosales; Cannabaceae. The record is from RefSeq and is a predicted model, not a curated record. The coding region runs from base 251 to 1303 and encodes 350 amino acids.
UUAUAAGAGACUCUCUUCUCUUGUGACCACAUUACAAAAAAGGAUUGUAGAUACAUAAAAUAAAGUAUUGUUUCUUUCUUUUCUUUUUUCAACCCAAAAAGAAAAAGAAAAAGAAAAGAAAGAAAGAAAGCUGUCAAUAAUACCUUCUUUCUUUCAUUCUUUUUUAAAAACCAUCCCAAAAGAACAGAACAGAGCUCAGUUGGAAUAAACACAAGAUCUAAAGACACACAAAAUUUUUUUGCAGAAGAAAAUGAAAGGAAGAGAAACCAAAGGAGCUCCUGCUGCAGCAGAUCUCUUGGUUUGCUUUCCAUCUCGGGCCCACUUAACCCUAAUGCCUAAACCCAUUUGUAGUCCAGCAAGGUCCUCUGACCCCAACAACCACCAUCACCGCCACCGCCACCAUCAUCUCCAUCAUCACCUUAAGAAAUCAAUCACCAGAGGUAGUAAUGGUCAAGCCAGUCCUGUUUUAUGGGCUAAACCCAAGUCUUCAACGGGAACAGAGCUUGUCUCGGAACCCACUUCACCGAAAGUCACCUGCGCCGGCCAGAUCAAAGUCCGGCACAAGACGAGCAACUGUAAGAGCUGGCAAUCGGUGAUGGAAGAGAUUGAGAGGAUGCACAAUAGUAGGAAACAGAAGAAAGCUCGGCCUGGUUGGUCUGAGGCUCUUGGGAUCAAGAAGGAUGUUAUGCAAUUCCUCACUUGUCUCAGAAACAUUCGCUUUGAUUUUCGAUGUUUUGGCUCGUUUCAUAAUGGAGCUGAUAUAACGACUGACGAUGAGGACGAAUUAGAAGAAGAAGAAGACGACGAAUUAGAAGAAGAAGAUGAUGAUGGUGAAACUAAUCGUACCGAGUCUGAAGCUUCUAGAACAGUUUUCUCCAAAUGGUAUAUGGUUUUACAAGAAGAACAGAGUAAUAACAAUGGGUUUUCUAAAGAUGAUCGUAUGAUGAAAAUAGAAGAAGAAGAGGAUGAAAAAGGAUCGACCGGCGGUGAAGUUGCUGUUCCCCCGGCGAAUGCAUUGAUGCUCAUGAGGUGUAGGUCUGCUCCGGCGAAAAGUUGGUUAGAAGAAAAGCAAGAAGAAGAAGAAAAAGCAAAACAAUCAGAAGAAGAAGAAGAAGAAAUAGUAGGAGAGAAAAAGAUUAGCAAGAACAGUUUGAAGUGUUUAAUGGAAGCAGAGAAUAAUGAGUUAGUGGUGAUGAGAUACGACACUGAUUUUUACAAGAUUUCUUCUGAUAUUGCCAAGGAGACUUGGGUCGUUGGUGGGAUUAGAGAUCCAUUCUCCAGGAGUCGAAGUUGGAAGAGAUGAUUUACUCCUUACCUUACUCUUUUAUUAUUAUUAUUAUUAUAAAUAAUUUCAAUGUCUUUUAAUUUUGAUUUUUUUGGGUUGUUUAAUUUGUUCUUGAAGGUUUUUUUUUUAUUAUUAUUAUUUCUUUUAUGAGAAGAGUGAAAAUGAAAGAGAGUGAUGGUGUACAGCUUUUUUUUUGGGGGGGUUAUUUAACCUUAAAAAGUACUGGAUUAGAAUUGUGUACAGCUUUUCUUUCCUCGAUUUUUCGAUAAAGAUUUUGCUGCUUUGUACAUUUUGGUGUUAUAUAUAUGGAUGUAUAUUUGUAUUUGA